This is a messenger RNA of Penicillium brevicompactum, 2226 nucleotides long. RefSeq names its product putative glycosylphosphatidylinositol-alpha 1,2 mannosyltransferase (gene gpi10). NCBI's taxonomy places the organism in Eukaryota, Fungi, Ascomycota, Eurotiomycetes, Eurotiales, Aspergillaceae. Gene Ontology annotation, molecular function: alpha-1,2-mannosyltransferase activity. The transcript has 4 exons. The record is from RefSeq and is a predicted model, not a curated record. Gene Ontology annotation, biological process: GPI anchor biosynthetic process. Gene Ontology annotation, cellular component: endoplasmic reticulum membrane. Bases 1 to 2226 code for a protein of 741 amino acids.
AUGCCAUUACCCUAUUCCCCGCGUCGUCCGGUGCAUCAACCCCCGCGACCUAUGCGAAAUAUUCUCCUGUUCCUUAUCGCCUACCGCCUUGUGAACGCAUUCACGGUACGGACCUUCUUCCAGCCAGAUGAAUACUUCCAGUCGCUAGAACCCGCGUGGGAAAUCGCCUUUGGCAAAGAUCAAGGGGCCUGGAUAACAUGGGAAUGGCGGCACCAACUACGAUCCUCCCUCCACCCCCUCUUCUUUGCGGCCCUCUUCAAAGCCGCGGAUUUCCUCGCGACAAUCCUUGGGACCUCCCCUGCGAUACGUGCUGAGCUUCUUAUCGCCGUUCCCAAGGCCGCACAAGCUGUGAUCGCCGCUAUCGGUGAUUACCACACGUGGAAGUUGGCGGUCCGCGUCUAUGGAACAGAUUCCCGCGGAGCAUGGACAACAUUGGCGGCUACUGUCCUGAACCCCUGGCAGUGGUUCUGCUCUACAAGGACGUUGUCCAACUGCCUCGAGACCACCCUCACGAUCGCCGCCUUGGAGCUAUGGCCAUGGAAAUGGUCGGCGGGUACCACAACUGAUAAUGGACCAGGAAACAUUGCGAUCAAGAAGGGCCAGGAGGGGACUAACACCCUAAUUCAACGGUAUGACUGCAGAUCAAGCAUAGCAACGGCAGCCACUGACGUACUCUGCAGCCUCCACCGGUGUCUACCACUGGCAGCUUUGGCUUGUAUAUUGCGACCAACCAAUGUUCUGAUCUGGGCAACUCUGGCCUGCUUCGCUUGGCUUCGGACCACUUGGGCCCAGCGCAGGGUUCUGAUCUCCGAGGCUGUGAUAUGCGGAUCGGCCGUGCUAGCAGUUUCCGUUGUUGCGGACCGCCUAUUCUACGGAAUCUGGACAUUCCCACCACUUCGAUUCCUAUACUUCAACGUCGCGCAGUCGCUUGCGGUUUUUUACGGCAGCAACAACUGGCAUUACUAUGCCACGGAGGGCUAUCCACUUCUGCUGACCACGUUGCUGCCUUUUGCAAUCCUCGGGCUCUACCGCAAAUUGUCGACCCGGAAUUCUUCCCUCGGUGAUCCAAUACAGUCCGCGAUCUGUGUGCAAUUGGCAACAGUCUGCGUGGCGAUGCCUCUUGCUCUAUCUGUAAUCUCGCACAAAGAAGUGCGGUUUAUCUACCCAUUGCUUCCGGCCCUUCACAUCUUGGCUGCGCCUCCCUUGGUGCAAUUCUUCUAUCCGGCCCUCUACUCCCCAGCUCACUCCAUCUACCAGCCGCGCCGGCUAGUCUUGCUAUUCUUACUGCUUGUGAAUGUGGUUGUUGCCUUGUAUACCACCCUAUAUCACGCCAGAGGGCCGCUGAGCGUCCUCUCCUAUCUUCGUGGGCAGCACCAACAACACGCAAUCCAACCAGUAAGAAGAGAGCCGGAAGUGUUCAGGGACGUCGGAAUCUCCGUCGGCUUCUUGAUGCCCUGUCAUAGCACCCCAUGGCGAUCCCAUCUGGUACACCCAAGCAUCACCGCUUGGGCUUUAUCCUGCGAGCCACCAAUCGACAUGAACGCCACCCAAAAGGCCGUCUACCGAGACGAGGCCGACCAGUUCUACGACGACCCAGCAGGAUUCCUGCGCACCCAGAUGGCCGGUGGUCUCCGGUUCACCCCCGAAGCCCCCAGCUAUUACUUCAAAGAGGAAGUAAUCGAACCUCAUCUCCAUGAAUGGCCCGACUACCUCGUCUUCUUCGCUCAACUCGAUCCAACUCUUCGAACGCUCCUCCGCUCUUCGUACUACGAUGAGUGCUGGCGCACCCACAACACCGACUGGCACGACGACUGGCGGCGACGUGGCGACAUCGUGGUCUGGUGUCUGGAUACACAGGAGCAAGACGAAUGGCGCGAUGAGCGCUACCGCCGUGAUCAGCAAAGUCGGGAUAGGCAAUUCGAUCGCAUCAUAGAUGGAUUUAAGAAGGGCAAACAGCAGAAGAGCAGUUGGAGAGCUUUCCUUCCUUCGAUCUCCUCCCCUUCGCCCCCUUCAACUUUAGCCUCAUGGCGAAGCUCGAUACAAUCCGUGUUCUCUACCAAAUCUUCCAAAUCCUCAUUUGCUUGGCCUUGGAGACGGAAGACGCGCUGGGAGACCUUCCUGGAGAAUUUUGGGUUUGGACAGAGGACUUCGUGGUGGUCGGAUUGGGUUCCCUCUUGGUUCUCUUCUAAGAAAAGAGUGCCCACGGAACGAGAGCUGUUUGCUUGA